Molecule: messenger RNA, 745 nt
Organism: Salvia hispanica
Lineage: Eukaryota; Viridiplantae; Streptophyta; Magnoliopsida; Lamiales; Lamiaceae
Product: NADH dehydrogenase [ubiquinone] 1 beta subcomplex subunit 8, mitochondrial
Source: RefSeq, a predicted model, not a curated record
GAUUUUUAAAAAGUGAAUGUUUUUAAACCAAGUUCUUCUAAAAAUGUGUAAAAAUCACCGAUUUGCUUUACACCAAAUCACAGUUCCAUCAAUUUGAUACCAAAGGAAAUCGAAGAUGGCAGCAAGGUUGAGCCACGUAGCAUCACGGAUCAUGGGCGGCAACGGCGUCGUUUCGCGUUCCACGGCUUCAUCUCUCCGGCAACGCUCCGGCAUGGGCCUCCCCGUCGGAAAGCACAUCGUCCCCAAUAAACCUCUUCCAGUGAACGAUGAACUUGUGUGGGAUAACGGGACUCCCUUUCCUGAACCUUGUAUUGACCGGAUUGCUGAUACUGUUGGGAAGUACGAAGCAUUGGCUUGGUUGUGCGGUGGAUUGGGAUUUUUCGCGUCUCUAGGGCUUUUAGUGGUGUGGAAUGACAAAGCUUCUACAAUACCAUUUACACCCAAGGUGUACCCCUAUGACAACUUAAGAGUGGAGCUAGGUGGAGAACCCUAGCUUGGUUGCUGCUCUUAGACUUUCGUCUCUUUUUUUCUAACCUCUUACACCGUUUGAGGUUCUAAACGGUGACCAAACGAUGUAACUGAGUCUUGCAAACGAAGUUAACUAAAAUAAGCUAGAGCGGCAAUAAUAUGAUUCUGCAAUACUUUAGUUCUUCAUUGUUCUGCGUGUGGUUUUUUUUUCUUGAUUCAAGAGAUUAUGUAUGACAAUGAUGAUGAUGAUGAUGAUCUCUUUAUCUUUUUGUGUUGA